ACUCGGACGGUUUGUUUGUUCAUCCUAUAAAGUAGUUUUUCCAAUCUACUCCAAAGAAUUGAAUACUCUAUAUUCCCAACCAAAACGAAAGUAACCGGUACACACAGCUCAACUGCAACAAGUGACAAAAUCCCUCCCAAUUUGAUCAUCUCUUCUUCUCCAUCUUUCUCUUUCCUCGACCACAUCGUCAUCCCUCUUCUCUCUACUUCUCCGCCCACCCUUUCCCCAUAUAACUCCCACUGUCUCCCACCAUUCUCACCACCAUCUUUUCCCUUUUUAGCCACCAUACUCACGGCGAGUGAAACGAUGCAAGCUCUUCUAUCCCCUACCCUCCGCCCGUCCCCCCUCGACCCCAUCCACCGCAAACCCCAUUCUCUCUCCUCUAUUUCCGGCCCCACAAAAUGUAAACCCCCCAGCAGAAUCGCCUUUGCUCCAAGAGCUUCCUCCCAGGUUGCUGUUGCGCCGAAGCGCGAAACGGACCCCAAAAAACGGGUUGUGAUUACUGGCAUGGGUCUUGUUUCUGUUUUUGGGAAUGACCCUGAUGUAUUUUACCAGAAACUUCUUGAUGGAGUUAGUGGGAUUGGUCCCAUUGAUCGGUUUGAUGCUUCAAAGUUUCCGACUCGCUUCGCCGGGCAGAUCCGUGAUUUCUCCUCUGAAGGGUAUAUUGAUGGGAAGAAUGACCGCCGUCUUGAUGAUUGUUUAAGGUAUUGCAUUGUUGCUGGAAAGAAAGCCCUUGAAUCUGCUGAUCUUGCUGGGGAUAGUCUCUCUAAGAUUGACAAAAUACGAGCAGGUGUGCUUGUGGGAACUGGGAUGGGUGGGCUCACCGUUUUUUCUGAUGGUGUCCAAGCUUUAAUUGAGAAAGGUCACAGAAGAAUAACUCCAUUUUUCAUUCCUUAUGCCAUAACUAACAUGGCUUCUGCAUUGCUCGCUAUUGAUCUCGGUUUGAUGGGGCCUAACUAUUCAAUCUCCACUGCCUGUGCCACCUCAAAUUAUUGCUUUUAUGCUGCUGCCAAUCAUAUCCGUCGUGGAGAAGCUGACCUAAUGAUUGCUGGUGGAACUGAAGCUGCAAUUCUUCCUAUUGGCUUGGGAGGUUUUGUUGCUUGUAGAGCUUUGUCACAGAGAAAUGAUGAUCCUCAGACAGCUUCAAGGCCAUGGGACCAAGCCAGGGAUGGCUUCGUAAUGGGUGAAGGAUCUGGUGUACUGGUAAUGGAGAGCUUGGAGCAUGCAAUGAAAAGAGGUGCGCCGAUUAUUGCCGAGUAUCUGGGAGGUGCAGUCAAUUGUGAUGCUUAUCACAUGACUGAUCCAAGAGCUGAUGGACUUGGUGUUUCUUCAUGCAUUGAGAGGAGUCUGGAAGAUGCUGGUGUAUCACCUGAAGAGGUCAAUUACAUAAAUGCUCAUGCUACUUCAACAAUUGUUGGUGACUUAGCUGAGGUGAAUGCGGUAAAGAAAGUGUUCAAAAACACAUCUGAGAUCAAGAUGAAUGCAACUAAGUCUAUGAUAGGGCAUUGUCUUGGUGCUGCUGGUGGUAUGGAAGCUAUUGCCACAGUAAAAGCUUGCACAACAGGGUGGCUACAUCCAACCAUAAAUCAAUUUAACCCAGAACCAUCAGUUGAGUUUAAUACAGUUCCAAAUGAAAAGCAACAGCAUGAAGUGAACGUUGCUAUUUCAAAUUCGUUUGGGUUUGGUGGUCACAAUUCAGUUGUGGUCUUCUCAGCCUUCAAGCCUUGAUUGUCUGCUUAAUGAAUCAAGGAGCUUCUUACAAUGUAUGCUUUGUAACUUUCGAGUUUCGAACAAUUGUAUUCUUCUCAUUCGUCUUCACCCAUAAUUGAGUUAGAAGGAAGCAGAGAUUUUCCUCCAUUUAUUCCUUUAAAAUAAUAGCCAGUUAAAUGUAGUAUAGAGAACUAGAAACUGUUCAUUUUUCUCUCUAUCCCCCCCCCCCCCCCCCAAGCUAGUUAAGUAUACAGCGGCUUCUUCGGUCCAUAUGUUGUGGACCAUUUGGUUGUAUGUUUAUGAGUCUUGUGUCCCUUGGAUCCUUGGUAGAUUAGAUGAUUAAAUUUUAAUUUAAGUGUCAAAUUGUGCAUUGAGGUGGAUCUAUAUUUUUUUCUAAUGUGAGGCAUAGUUUACUCGUUGGAUUA
Spinacia oleracea (spinach) is the source of this 2135-nucleotide messenger RNA. RefSeq names its product 3-oxoacyl-[acyl-carrier-protein] synthase I, chloroplastic. Gene Ontology annotation, cellular component: mitochondrion. Bases 307 to 1728 code for a protein of 473 amino acids. The record is from RefSeq and is a predicted model, not a curated record. Gene Ontology annotation, biological process: fatty acid biosynthetic process. Lineage: Eukaryota; Viridiplantae; Streptophyta; Magnoliopsida; Caryophyllales; Amaranthaceae. The transcript has 7 exons. Gene Ontology annotation, molecular function: 3-oxoacyl-[acyl-carrier-protein] synthase activity.